Molecule: messenger RNA, 1941 nt
Organism: Ziziphus jujuba (common jujube)
Lineage: Eukaryota; Viridiplantae; Streptophyta; Magnoliopsida; Rosales; Rhamnaceae
Product: receptor-like protein 48
Exons: 4
Coding region: 1-1941 (646 amino acids)
Molecular function (GO): protein binding
Source: RefSeq, a predicted model, not a curated record
AUGUCUCCACUUUGUCUGAGGAGCAUAUACCCUACAGAUCUUUCCUCUGUCUUUGUGUGUAAUUUGGCUCUUGUUACUUUAUCUGUUCAAAUCAUACAGUUUAUGCAAAUUUCUGAUAACUACUCUUUUGCUUCUUAUAAGCAGCCAUCGUGCCAGGAAGAUGAGAAGUGGGCGUUGUGGCAGUUCAAGGAGAGCUUUGUCGUUGACAAAUUUACUUCUUCUUAUGAAGGUGCUUAUCCCAAGGUCUUGCAGUGGAAUAAAAAUGCCAGCAAUUGCUGCUUGUGGGAUGGAAUCCGAUGUGACAAAGAAACUGGACAUGUGAUUGGGCUUGAUGUUAGCAGUCGUUGUCACUUUGGUUCUAUCAACUCCAACAGCACUCUUUUUAACCUCCUCCAUCUUAAGAGGUUGAACCUUGCUGACAAUGAUUUCAAUUACUCUCAGAUUCCUUCUGCUAUCAGACAGUUUCCAGGACCUAUUCCAUCUUCGCUGGGUAAGCUCACCGAACUAACCAAACUAGAUCUUAGAGAAAAUAGUUUAGGUGGUUACGUUCCGUCUUCUCUUCAAAACCUUACCCGUCUUAAACAUUUGGGAGUUGAUGACAUUCAGAAAAGUGAUCCAAUUCUAUCUUGGAUUGGAAAUCUUACCCAGCUAGUUAUCCUUUUCCUACAUCAAAAUGAAUUUUAUGGCACAACUCCUCAAUCAUUAUCCAAACUCAUGAAUCUUAAAUUUCUUUCAUUAGUUGUUGAUAAUUUAGGACAUGGGAUGGUCAAAUUUGAUGUAUUUUCUAAAAUGAGAAGUCUAAGUAUGCUUGACUUAAAAAAUAUUGACACGUCGUUUCAAUUUGAGAAAGGAAACAUGAAUGCAUCAUUUCCAAAGUUCAAGGUUCUACUCAUGUCUUCUUGCAACUUAAUUGAGUUCCCAGAUUUCCUUAGGAAUCAAAGUAAACUAGAGUCAUUGUCACUAGCGGGAAACAUGCUACGAGGGCCACUUCCAAUUCCUCCACCAUUGAUCAAAGAAUUCGAUGUCUCAAAAAACAUGCUAAGUGGAGAAAUUCUGCCACAUUAUUGCAGUCUGACUUCUCUUGAUUACCUUGAUUUGUCUGGGAACAACUUGAGCGGAAAUUUGGCAUUGCUUGAUCUCAGUGAUAAUAAGCUGCAAGGACAGUUACCGCGCUCAUUAUCCAAUUGUAAGAAAUUUGAAGGUCUUGUUGUCUCAAAGAAUCAAUUGAUUGAUGUUUUUCCAUCUUGGUUGGGGGCCCUUCCAUAUUUAAGAGUUAUGGUAUUGAGCCAUAAUGGGUUCUACGGUGCAAUUGGGAAAGUUGAAAAGGAUUUGGAGUUUACGAAGUUGCAAGUGAUGGAUCUAUCUUUCAACAAUUUCGUAGGUGAACUGCCAUCUGAAUACAUCUCUAGUUUGAAUUCCAUGAAAGAUACUGACGUGGCUAGUAAAAUUCGUUCAUACAUGAAUUUCAUAACGAGUUAUAAUGUGACUAAAGAUCGUGGAGUCUACAUCCUUAUUUGGUAUUGGGUCGAAGUAACCUUGAAAGGGAGAGAAACACAUACAACCAUCCAAAAUAACUUUGCUUUCAUCGAUCUCUCAAGCAACAAAUUUGAAGGAGAAAUUCCUGAAUUAGUUGGGAACCUAACUGCACUUUGUUCACUCAACCUUUCCAACAACAUGCUCACAGGUCCCAUCACAACAUCUUUGGGAAACUUAAAAGAGCUUGAAUCCUUAGACCUUUCUAAUAACAAUCUCUCAGGGAAGAUUCCUCAACAGAUGAACCAGCUUGCAUUCCUUGCAUACCUCAAUGUCUCUCACAACAAUCUCAUCGGGCCUAUUCCUCAAGGAACCCAGUUUAAUACCUUUGAAAGCAGUUUAUUUGAAGGGAAUCUCGGAUUGUGUGGCAAGCCUUUACUUAACCAAUGUGAAAAUUUGCAAGCCUAG